AUGGGUUUCUCUCAAAAAUGGGGUUGUGUGAUUCUGUUAGGGCUUGCCAUUGUCUUCCACUUGAGUGCAUUUGCUCUUGGAGAUGGCAAUGAUGAUACAACUCGGUGGGGUGACGACUGUCGGUUUAGUCGGAGGAGAGAUUGUAAUGAUCGUGGAGGAAUUGGGCGUGGUGGGAGGGGGAUUGGUGGAGGAGGCGGGUUUGGUGGGGGUGGAGGGAGAGGUGGUGGAGCGGGAGGAGGUGCUGGAGGUGGAGGAGGACUUGGUGGUGGUGGAGGAGGUGGCGUUGGAGGCGGGUCUGGUCAUGGUGGUGGGUUUGGGGCUGGGGGAGGAGUAGGUGGUGGAGCCGGAGGUGUUGGUGCCGGUGGAGGAGGAGGAGGAGGCAGCGGUGGUGGUGGAGGUGAUGGUGUUGGAGGUGGUUCCGGUCAAGGGGGUGGGUUUGGAGCUGGAGGAGGAGUAGGUGGUGGAGCUGGAGGAGUUGGUGUCGGUGGGGGUGGAGGUGGUGGUAGUGGAGGCGGCGGUGGUGUUGGAGGUGGAUCUGGUCAUGGAAGUGGGUUCGGAGCAGGGGGAGGAGUUGGUGGUGGAGCUGGAGGAGUUGGUGUUGGUGGGGGUGGAGGUGGUGGUAGUGGAGGCGGCGGCGGUGUUGGAGGUGGAUCCGGUCAUGGAAGUGGGUUUGGAGCAGGGGGAGGAGUUGGUGGUGGAGCUGGAGGAGUUGGUGCCGGUGGGGGUGGAGGUGGAGGUGGUGGUGGUGGAGGCGGUAAUGGUGGUCUUGGAGGUGGUUCCGGCCAUGGAAGCGGCUUUGGAGCUGGUGGAGGAGUAGGUGGAGCCGGAGGUGUUGGUGCGGGUGGCGGUGCUGGUGGUGGCGGUGGCGGUGGCAUUGGAGGUGGCUCCGGUCAUGGAGGUGGCUUGGGAGCUGGGGGAGGUUUAGGUGGUGGUGGUGGAUCAGGUGUUGGUGGUGGUGGUGGAAGAGGAGGAGGUUUCGGAGUCGGAAUAGGCAUCGGAAUAGGAGUUGGAGUGGGUGCCGGUGCCGGCAAAGGAACCGGUAGUGGCUCCGGUAGCGGUGGCGGUAACGGUGGUGGAAGGUGA
Molecule: messenger RNA, 1083 nt
Organism: Lactuca saligna
Lineage: Eukaryota; Viridiplantae; Streptophyta; Magnoliopsida; Asterales; Asteraceae
Source: the annotation of a GenBank genome assembly